Molecule: messenger RNA, 1739 nt
Organism: Salpingoeca rosetta
Lineage: Eukaryota; Choanoflagellata; Craspedida; Salpingoecidae
Exons: 10
Coding region: 42-1430 (462 amino acids)
Source: RefSeq, a predicted model, not a curated record
GGAAAUUGUUAGAAGAUAUUCAUGAUCUUCUUGUUUGGAUUAUGCGGUUUCGAGCGCGAGUGGCGCUGUUGUGGGCGCUGGCUGUCCUGGCGCUCGUCGUAACUGUGCACCUUGGACGCAAGGAAAGCGGCCGCCGUAACAAGCGCAGUGUUGAUGGUGACGAUGCUGCUAAUGAUGAUGUCACUGCUUUGAUGAUGGAGCAGCUGCCAUCACUGCUGUCACCACAGCGUGCUGUAUCGACAUGCAAGCUGGCCAGGCAGGUCCAGGACGCACGAAAAGGCAAGGGCGCCGGACAUGCCGUGACGCUCACCUUUGUGGGCGACGUGUCCUUUGCGCGCGAUAUUGGCAGGCAGUUGGAUGAGGCUGCAGCUGCAGAGGAUGGUGCCGAUGGCUGCGCCUCCGUGUUUCGGCAUGUGCACCCGCUGUUCCAAGCCAGUGACGUCGUGCUCGCCAACCUGGAAAGUCCAGGUGUGGCAAACGCCACCACGUCCUCCGACCCGCAGCAGCGCAAGCGCAUCUCCCUUGGAGCUCAACUUCAGCACUUGCGAUGCUUGAAGACUGCAGGCAUCACCACCGUGUCAUUGGCCAACAACCACGUGCUCGACUUUGGCGAAGCCUCCUUUCGGGAGACGCUUGCUGCUCUUGAUGAGCUGUCGAUUGGCGUUGUUGGCGCCACCGCGGGUGCGUCUCAUAUUGGCAGCACGGAUCCCCGCAAAGGUCUUGCCGUUCAGACCAUCAAAGGCGUCAAGCUUGGAUUCCUCGCGUUUUGCCAAGUCAAAGCCUGUCGUGCUGCUCGCUCCCAUGCAAACGUUGGACCAAGGCUUCUGACGUCGCUUUCUGAUGUCCUCGAUGCAAUUGAGCAAGCGCGAACCCAGGUGGAUGUGGUCGUUGUGGUUGUGCACUGGGGCCGUGAGUAUUACACGCGCGUGUCGCAACUGCAGCGGCAUCAAGCAGAGGAGAUGACCAAGGCUGGCGCACACAUCAUCGUCGGCCACCACCAACACGUGCUUCAGGACCAUGCCAUUGGAAGCAACAGCGCUGUGCUGUACGGGCUGGGCAACUUUGUGUUUGACAGCCACGUGUGCCGGGAUCCGCACACGUAUGCCAUCAAUUUCACGGCGUCCCCUGCGUGUAUGUCACUGCCGCCGCCACUGCGCCCACUGACACUGACAGACGUGAUGCACUCGCGCAUAUACCGGGUGGAAGUGAACCGAUAUGGAGUGAUUUCAGCGUCGUAUCUUCCUGUGCGCACCGUCCACUUCCCGCAGCGCCAAUCACGGCCGCUCUUCCAACCGCGGCCAGCGCUGCCAAAGGGACAUGCUGCUGGUGGUGGUGGUGGUGGUGAUUGGACGUAUCAGCCCAGCGGCAUUGAGGCUUCGUUUGUGCAUGUGUGCGCCCCGGGUGAUCCCCACUGCUUGCAGUGCCAAUAAUGCUGCUGCCUUGGUGUCGACUUUCCGAUAGAGCAUUGUACGCGGUGGCAAUUCGCCCAGCCACACACCUCUGGUGUUGUCAUUCGCUCUUUGCGUGCUUCUUGUCGCUCGCCUUCAUGACUUUAUCGUAUGUCGUUGGAUUCAAACCGACGCCACCUGAUCGGCAACCCUGUCUGCAUAACUAAUUGCCUGUAACCGAACACUGUGACUUGCACACCAUGCAAGCACUUGCGUCAUACUCGUCAUCGUAACCGACAUUGCCAAGAACAUGGUCAUAACACGACAAGAAAGAAAGGAAGACACACAAGG